Molecule: messenger RNA, 1095 nt
Organism: Dovyalis caffra
Lineage: Eukaryota; Viridiplantae; Streptophyta; Magnoliopsida; Malpighiales; Salicaceae
Source: the annotation of a GenBank genome assembly
AUGGCCGAAACCAUUACAGCCGCCACCAUUUCCCUCUCUCUAAAAUCCUCAACUCGCCAUUCCCAACUCUUACUUUCUUUCACUUCUUUCCCUGUUCUUCGAUUCAACUCUCUCAAUAACCCAAAUUUCCGCUCAUUAGUAGUUUCCUCUUCAAUGAGCAUCGAAUCAACAGCAGCCCCCCAGAAAACCUCAUCAAAAACUUCAUUUCUUGAUCAUAGAGAAGGCAGCAGAUUCCUUCACUUUGUCAAAUACCAUGGCCUCGGAAAUGACUUCAUUUUGGUUGAUAAUAGAGACUCUAGCGAGGCCAAGGUAACACCAGAGCAAGCAGUGAAGUUAUGUGAUAGGAAUUUUGGGAUUGGGGCAGAUGGGGUGAUUUUUGCUUUGCCAGGGAUUAAUGGGACUGAUUAUACAAUGAGGAUAUUUAAUUCUGAUGGGAGUGAGCCGGAGAUGUGUGGUAAUGGGGUGCGGUGUUUUGCGAGGUUUAUUGCUGAGUUGGAGAAUUUACACGGGAAGAAACAGAGUUUUACUGUACAUACUGGUGCUGGUUUGAUUGUUCCCGAAAUUCAAGAAGAUGGGCAAGUUAAGGUUGAUAUGGGCGAGCCGGUGCUUAAAGCAGCUGAUGUGCCGACGAAAUUGGCUGCAAAUAAGCACGAUGCUGUUGUUAAGUCGGAAUUGGCUGUGGAUGGAGUGACUUGGAAUGUGACUUGUGUUAGCAUGGGCAAUCCUCAUUGUGUAACUUUUGGCACCAAAGGAGGGGAGGACUUGCAGGUUGAUGCAUUAAAUUUGGCUCAAAUUGGUCCUAACUUUGAACAUCAUGAUGUGUUCCCAGCCCGAACAAAUACUGAGUUUGUGCAAGUUUAUUCCCCUUCACAUCUCAAAAUGCGUGUAUGGGAGCGUGGGGCAGGAGCAACACUAGCCUGUGGAACUGGGGCUUGUGCAACAGUGGUUGCAGCAGUUCUUGAAGGUCGUGCUGGGAGGAAGUGCACGGUUGAUCUACCUGGAGGCCCACUGGAGAUUGAAUGGAGGGAGGAAGACAACCAUGUGUACAUGACUGGCCCAGCUGAAGUGGUUUUUUAUGGAUCAGUACCUCUAUGA